This is a messenger RNA of Colletotrichum acutatum, 360 nucleotides long. RefSeq lists its product as uncharacterized. The transcript has a single exon. The record is from RefSeq and is a predicted model, not a curated record. NCBI's taxonomy places the organism in Eukaryota, Fungi, Ascomycota, Sordariomycetes, Glomerellales, Glomerellaceae. The coding region runs from base 82 to 243 and encodes 53 amino acids.
GGAAGGUUGCACUUGGACCGGAGAACAAGCGGUGGGCACUGGCGCCGGGGUUCGCUGCGGGUGGAGGGGCGGGGCCACGGCAUGCCGCCCGGCCUCUCACGGCUUUUCCCCAAACUUGCCGACUCUGCCCACUCGUUCACUCACCCACUCCUUUUUUCUCCGUCAGACAUGAAAGUGCCGGCAAUUGGUCGUGAAGGAUCGCAGAGGAUCGAGAAGCAAUGCAAGGCACAUCUCAUCCCAUGAGUUCGGUGUGAGUGUGACAACGUUACACAAGGUACCUACUUGUGGGCUAGAUGCUUCAGAUAAACUGAAGAGAUCUCACUCCCGCAUAAGGUGUUCUUCUCAGAAAAAGAAAUAGCG